This is a messenger RNA of Melitaea cinxia (Glanville fritillary), 854 nucleotides long. RefSeq lists its product as uncharacterized. The record is from RefSeq and is a predicted model, not a curated record. The transcript is spliced from 5 exons. The coding region runs from base 1 to 705 and encodes 234 amino acids. Lineage: Eukaryota; Metazoa; Arthropoda; Insecta; Lepidoptera; Nymphalidae.
AUGGAUCUUAACUUGUAUUUCGUAUUGGGCUUAUUUCAACUUUCAAGUGUCUUGGCUACAGGGCAAAUACCGUUGAAAUGUUUUCUUAAAGACUUUAAUUUUUUCAACGUUCUCGGUGAAACUUCGUGUAAUGAGGUUCCUAAAGCAAACUCUCUACAUUUUGGCACUCUGCUAGUGAAUUCAACUGGCUUUAACAUUGACGGCUGGAUUUUUGAAGCAAAAAAUGUAAAAUAUAACGGCUUAGACGAUGCUGUCUUAGAUGAAUUUGGAUUUAAUUUCUCCGCUAAGGUUUUACAACUUACCUUUCACACAGAUAUGGUUGUAAAAUGUGAUUAUAAAUCAACUGGAUUUCUUCAUUCGUUACCUGUAAAUGGAGAAGGUUUUACUGAAGUGACUCUCAAAAAUCUUCAAAUGGGUUACAGUAUUCCGUUUGAUAUCAAAGAGGCUGAUGGAAAAAACUUUAUUGAACUUAAAAGUUUUGAUAACUGGUACAAUAUAAAAGAUAAAACUGAAUUUAAAUUUACGAGUCUAACUAAUAAAAAUAAAGGACUAGGUGAUGAGGUACACCAGCUGAUGAACCAAAAAUGGAGGUAUUUUACGGCACAUUAUGGAAAAAAUUUCAUGGAAUCCCUCUCUGAAAAAAUAUUUAGUGUGUUUAAAAAUUAUGUCAAGCCUUUGUCUUUAAAAGACUUUGCUGAGUGUUAAGAAAUAUUUUAAUACAAUUCUUAAGCAUGUGUUAUACGGAAUCCUUUUAUUCCUUCUUAAUUAUUAUAUCUUAUCUAAAUGUUUACAUACUUGUUACAAUACUGAUUAAGUUUAAAACGUAGCUUGUAUUAAUAAAAACGAAAUUAAAA